This is a messenger RNA of Nanorana parkeri, 914 nucleotides long. RefSeq names its product plasmolipin (gene PLLP). The record is from RefSeq and is a predicted model, not a curated record. The transcript is spliced from 6 exons. NCBI's taxonomy places the organism in Eukaryota, Metazoa, Chordata, Amphibia, Anura, Dicroglossidae. Gene Ontology annotation, molecular function: structural constituent of myelin sheath. Gene Ontology annotation, biological process: myelination. Gene Ontology annotation, cellular component: membrane.
CCCGCCCCUCCCUCCUGCACCUUGAUGUCUGGGGCGUUGUUAGGGAAGCCUACGUCUGACAGGUAGGGAGAGAUCCUCAGACCUGCCUUGUGCUGCCCAUCGCUCACCUCCUCCAAGACUCACCUAUUCCGUAUGAGAUUCCCCUGCUGAGCUGAACCCGCCGCACCGCCAUGGCUGAAUUCCCCGCCAAAGUCAGCACGCACACGAGCAGCACAUCGGAGGCUGCCAGCCAUGGAGCAUCCUUCAUGAGGCCGGACGUAUCCUUCCUCAGGUCUAUCCCUGGAAUCCUCAUGAUUAUCGAGCUGAUGUCUGCUGUCUCUUAUCUACAUCUGUUGCCCACCAUCCAUGGUCCUUACCAAGGGGUCCUGCCCUCGCUGCUGGAGAUCCUAGAAAUCUGCAAAUAUCAGUCUCAGUUGUACCCCUCCUUUCAGCUGCAGAGUAAGGUGCUCGUUGAAGGGAUCCUUCGAGUUUCUGCAAUUAAAUCCAUGUCUUUGUUUGCUGCCUUUCUCCUCCCUCCCAUCCCCCUCCUUACCUCUCGAGUGCCCCUGGGAACAAUGGCGCUGCCAAUAUUCCUAUUAUUAUAUUGUUAAUGGGUGGUGACCCUCGUCCUCUUCAUCCUCAUCCUCCUCCAGAUACAGAGGAAAAUUUCCUUUGUUCCAUGGCCGUUAGUGCUGUUCAUCUACGACGCCUUGGCCACCCUCCUCUACGUGACCGGAUUCAUCGCCUGCGCCGCCUCCGUACGAGUGGGCGUGAGCAUGAAUGGCCAAGACUACAACAAAAGAGCAUCUGCCUCGUUCUUCGCCUGCUUAGUGAUGAUCGCCUACGGCGCAAGCAGCUACUUCAGUUUCACCGACUGGCGAGGUCCCGGCGCCAACGCGGCUUCGGGUUAAGCCGGUGCUUCCUCCCCCACAGAC